AUGACCGAAGAGAGUAUCACUAUUGACAUUAACAAAGUAUCUAAUGAAGAUGGCACUAUACAUACUUACACAUACUAUGAUGAGAAAGUGCUUAUAACAGUCACCGAACAGAUUGAACCAAAAGACUUUCCAGGUUAUAAAGUGCGCAUUCACAAACCACCCAAUGGCUAUACAAUUUCUAAGAUUAAGGGAGUUCCAGAAAAUGGACUUCCUGGCCAAGUAUCCUGUUCAACCGUUGCAGUAAUUUCAUGGUUAGGGGAUUCAAAGCCUGACAUCCCUAUUGCUAUCCAAAUUGAUAAUACUACUGAAUACUACACAAAUAUAAAGGGUGAUAGUAGCUGGACCAAAUCUAGUUCUGUAACCCCUGAUAAUAUUCUACAAGAGCUUGACAAUUGGGUAUGUAAAAAUAGAGAGGCUCACAUAAUUAACCUCUCAGAGGAAGGUGGUGCGUGGAAUGCCGGAUUUUGUAGAAAGUAUUUUUGUCCUGGCUGUUCUGGUAAACAGAUUACUGUAACUAAAUCUCAACCUUCGUCUAAGGAUUGUACUUUAUAUGAACACGAGGUUAUAAAAGGUUCCGUAUCAAGAUUCAAGGAUAGUCAAACCAACUAUUUGGGACUUUCAAACAUUAGAGAUGUUAAAUCAGUUAAUGUGUACUGCACAAAGGGCACUACAGAUGCAUUUCUCAUUUACUUAAGACCCAAAGAUGAAAGAGCUGCAAGAGUAUUGUUUGAGAACAAGUGGUAUAGUAGGUGUUCAGGAGACACUCACUGGGAAGUAGAAAAGAGUUUUACUGGUGGACCAUCCGGUGAUGAUAUAGUCCCAAUUAAUAAACACCUUACUGAUGCCUUAAUACCAAGGGUUAUAAUAGAUCUCACUAAAACUAAUGGAAGCUAUACACCUAGAAGAACUACUCUGCAAUUUAGUGUUGAGGAGGAUAAGAUAGAGAGUACCUCUAGUUUCUUAAAGUGCACACACAAACUGUCAGAAAGUAGACCAUUCAGGCUCAAGGAUAUUGAAUAUGAUGGAAAACUACUUGGUAUAAAAUCUAAGGACUUACUUUUUUGUGUAUACGCUUACUAUUAUUCUGGUCAUUCAACAAUUCCUCUUCUUAUUGAACUGGCAUUAAGUAGUGGGAACAAUUACAAGUACCUUUUCAGACCUACUAAAGACUUGGACACAUGGUUUAAAUAUGUUGGAUCUGGAGAGAAAGCUACUCAACUGACUAAUCUCAAUGAAAUGCUAGAUGCCCUUAAGAGUAUACACAUUCCCGAUCCACCUAAUGCAAGUUCUUCACUUCCUCUUGCACUUACGGAUACCCUAAAGAUCGGUGGAAGUAGUCUAACAACGGCUGGUUUGGGUGGUCUUGCCGUAUGGAAGGGACCCUCUAUACUUGCACGACUAAUUGCUCGCAUGUAA
Theileria equi strain WA is the source of this 1416-nucleotide messenger RNA. RefSeq lists its product as hypothetical. Lineage: Eukaryota; Apicomplexa; Aconoidasida; Piroplasmida; Theileriidae. The transcript has a single exon. The record is from RefSeq and is a predicted model, not a curated record. The coding region runs from base 1 to 1416 and encodes 471 amino acids.